This is a messenger RNA of Drosophila willistoni, 2575 nucleotides long. RefSeq names its product trichohyalin. Lineage: Eukaryota; Metazoa; Arthropoda; Insecta; Diptera; Drosophilidae. The record is from RefSeq and is a predicted model, not a curated record. Bases 86 to 2263 code for a protein of 725 amino acids. The transcript is spliced from 2 exons.
ACUAACAAGGCGGUUCUAAGCGAUCAGAAAGUUUUAGCAGCGCAAUCAGCAAAAGUUUCAUCGCAAAAUUUCAGCUACUCCAAAGAUGGCAAAUGCUCUAUGGCUACGGCUCAGCGCAUUUCUGUUCCUGGCAAUAUUGGUACUUGCGGCUGCAACAAGUUCCCGUCACGAGAUAUCCGAAACUCAGCGGUGGGAAAAUAGACGUGGCCCCACUAAUAUUGAUGAAUACGACGAACGUUUGGUUUACAGACAAAAAACGGAUGUGAAUGGGCGAGCUGAAUACUCGACAACUCGCCGGGACGAAAGCAGCAACGUAGAUCUCAGGCGUAUGCCAGGAGAUUCUUCCCGAAUAGAACGAAGGGAAGAGCGCUUGGAAAGGAACGACAUGAGGCCAACUGAGCGUGAGGAGAAUCUUCGCCGCGACUCAUUGCGAAAGGAUAAACGCGAGCAGCAUGAUCUAACAAGACAUCUCGAACAGGAAGAGCGAAUAGAUAGGGCACGAGUUUCAGAAAGGCAACUGCAAGGAGGCGAACGACAACUAGAGCGAAGACAGGAACAGUUUGCUUCAGAAAGAGAUAGUCGUGUUAGCACACGUAGAGAAGAGCGAGAUGCAUCACCUAAAUUAGAGCGACGAGAGGAUCGAGAGGAUUACCGACGAGAAGAACGUGAUAUCACAAGGCGAGUAGAGCGGGAUGGUGAACGACGGGAGAACCAGCAUAAUCUGAGGCGCCUUGAACGAAGUGUUUCACGCCGUGAAGAACGAGAAGAUCGUGAUCUCUCUCCUAGUCAGGAGCAAGAUAUCUCACAACGCCUUGAACGGAGUGGUUCACGACGAGAGGAACGAGUUGUUCGAGAUAGUAGGCGAGUAGAAGAGCUGAAUCUAUCAAGUGAGCAACCCCGACGACAAGAACGAGGCGUUUUACGGCGUGAGGAACGAGAAGUUUCACGCCGUGAAACUCGAGAUAAUACCCGGAGAGGGGAAGAAGAACAAGAGCGACAACACGACAGACAGGAUUCCCGACGAGAGGAACGUGAUGUCGAGCGAGAUGGUGGACGACGGGAGAACCAGGAAGAUCUGAGGCGCCUUGAACGAAGUGUUUCACGCCGUGAAGAACGAGAAGAUUUUAGGCGAGAAGAUCUUGAUCUUUCACGAAGCCAGGAACGUGAUGUUUCCAGACGAGUUGAACGCAACGAUGAAAAGCAGCAUAAUAUGAGGCGCAUUGAACGACGAGAAGAACGUGAAGAUACUAGACGAGAAGAUCGUGAUAUUGCGCGAAGUCAGGAACGAGAUGUCUCGCUACGAAUUGAACGAAGCAAUCAAGACGAUCUAAGACGUUUCGAGCAACGUGAGCAAGAUGUGUCACGCCGACAAGAGCAACGAAGGGAACGAGAAAACGCUCGACGAGUUCAAGAUCGUGAUGUAACAAGGCGAAUUAAACAAGACAAUGCCCGACUAGAGAAUGAGGAUGAUAUAAAGCGCGUUGAGCGAGAGGAAUUACAAAGGGAAACACGUGCAGCUUCACGACGAGAAGAGCGAGAGGUUUCACGACGAGAUGAACGAGAGGUUUCACGACGAGACGAGCGAGAGGUUUCACGACGAGACGAGCGAGAGGUUUCACGACGAGAUGAACGGGAGGUUUUAAGACGCAGGGAACGAGAAGCAUCACGACGAGAGGAACGUGAGGUUACACGACGAGAAGAACGAGAACCUUCACGACGCGAACAAGAAGCAUCACGACGAGAUGAACGGGAGGUAUCACGGCGAGAGGAUCGAGAAGAUUUACGACGAGGAGAACAGGAAACUUUACGACGUGAAGAACGUCAAGCUUUACGACGUGAAGAACGAGAAGAUUCACCACGGGAAGAUCAGGAAGCUUCACGACGAGAAGAACGAGGACUUUUACGACGAGAAGACCGUCAAGAACGAGAUGCCUCACGACGAGUCGAACGAGAAGAGCAACGACGCAGUGAAAGGAACAUGCGACUAGAGGAAAAUGGUCGUAUUGCAGAACGAGAGCAACGUGAUAUACACAGAGAUUCCGAAACCAAGUCGUCGAAUCGCCGAGAGAAUAUGUCAUUAAACACCCCAGCAACAUCUGGCAAUUGGCUAAGCUAUGGAAAACGAGAGCUUUUUGUUACCGCUCAAGCAAUGCUAUUGGCUGUUAUCUAUAGCAAAUCCAGUGCUAAUACAAAAGGAAUCACUGGCCUAGGCACAACUCUGGGUAAUCACAUUCAAGGCUAUAUGCAGGCCAUUGGUUUUUAAACCAACCAAUUGAAAUUCGGACGCAAGCAUUAUACGAUGUACCUUAAACCAAAUCACGACCCUGGAACUGGCUUUUUGUCAACCAACCCCUCCAAAGAAAAAAUAAAAAAUAUACGUACUACCUAUUUAAAGUCGUACUUAUAUUUAGUGAGCAACGAGUUUAACGCUGAGUGUGGAUUAAAUGUAAAGAGAGAUAGAUAUAUGUAUAUGUAACGUAACGUAUCUACCAUAUAAUCCAUUUGUUGGUUCGCUGUAAUCUGUAAACUAACCAAACAACAAGCAAAAUAUAUUUAAAAGAUACUUAGAGUUCAA